AUGGUGCAACAGAGACGACUGGACACAGUGUUCCAGCCUGAGCAACGAAAGAAAAAGGACGUUGAGAAGGAUAAAACUCAAAACGGAUUAAGGCAAAACCUCGCCAGCAUCGUGAUCCUCAACGAUUUCGGUAGCAUCAAAAAGUUCUACUCCAGGAAGGAGUUCCUGAAUCGUUCCCGGUUUUGGGUCAUGAAAUCAGAUCGGUACGAAGGGCUCGCGACCAUGAAUGGGACGAUUUGGAACCUCAACCGGAGAUUCUGUUUGCACACACUCCGCGAUUUCGGCAUGGGGAAGUCGUACGCAAUGGAUGACAUAGUGGAGGAGUUCCAGUGCGCCUGCAGCGAGAUCGCUAAGGCACAAGGGAAACCAAUUGCAUUUUACGACUACAUCAUGCCCUCCGCAUCUAACAACAUAUCGGCCAUAGUGUACGGCCGCCGCUUUCCGUACGACCAUCCGGCGCGCGCCGACAUUAACCGCCUUGUCUCAAGUAUGCAGCACGCCUUACGAUUCGGGCGCAUUUACCAGCACAAUCCAGGCUUCGUCACGGCAAUCACGAAACGAAUUCGUGGCACGCACGUCAAUCUCGUUAGAAACAAGGUGGACGACUUGGCUCUCUAUGCACUGUGA
Rhipicephalus sanguineus (brown dog tick) is the source of this 627-nucleotide messenger RNA. RefSeq names its product cytochrome P450 2D15-like. The coding region runs from base 1 to 627 and encodes 208 amino acids. NCBI's taxonomy places the organism in Eukaryota, Metazoa, Arthropoda, Arachnida, Ixodida, Ixodidae. The transcript has 4 exons. The record is from RefSeq and is a predicted model, not a curated record. Gene Ontology annotation, molecular function: oxidoreductase activity, acting on paired donors, with incorporation or reduction of molecular oxygen; heme binding; iron ion binding.